GCCAAACCUCAGGUUCUGACUUCCCACACUCUCUUCAUAUACCUUGUCCUUCCCUGAGCAGCUGCUCUUGCUACUUCACCAAUCGGUAUACAUCGCUCGAAACCUGUCACUGAAAUAACCGCGCCUUCCAGCAUGCGUGUCUCUACUAGCUUGCUUCCUGCCCUUUUGGCAGCAAUCCCGGCUGUGUCCGCUAGUGGCACCCUGGGUCUCGCCAUAGGUAAUAAGAACACUGAUUCCAGCUGCAAAUCUACGAGUGAUUACGAAGCCGACUUUGAUGCUCUCAAAAGCGUGACGACUAUAGUCCGCACAUACUCAGCCAGUGACUGCAAUCUUGCUCAAAAUAUCGUACCCGCUGCAAAGGCCAAGGGAUUCAAAGUCGUUCUGGGAGUCUGGGCGGAUUACGACCAGUCUUUUGACCAGGAUUUCAACGCCCUGAAGCAGGUCGUCCCUGGGAAUGAAGAUGUUGUGUCUGCUAUUACUGUAGGCUCUGAGGUUCUCUACCGCGGAACUCUCACUGCGCAGGCACUCCUGAGCAAAAUCCAACAGGUGCAGAACCAGUUCCCCUCGGUUACCGUUGGCACCGUUGAUAGCUGGAACAAAUUUGCGGAUGGCACUGCCGAUCCCAUCAUCCAAGGAGGGGUCACUUACCUUUUGGCCAAUGGAUUCGCCUACUGGCAGGAUGUAGACGUCAACAGUGCUCCCAGUACCUACUCCUAUGACAUGACGCAGGCCGAGAACCAUAUCAAGCAGGUUGCCGGAGCUAAUGCGGGCAAUAUCCGCUUUGGAAAUGGGGAAACUGGCUGGCCCACCGACGGUGGAUCCGAUUAUGGUGCUGCUAAAGCUGGUACUCAGAAUGCUGCGCAGUAUUACAAAUCAGCGGUAUGCCCCAUGCUGCAGAAGGGAACCGACGUCUUCUAUUUCGAGGCCUUCGACGAGGUGUGGAAGCCCAACAGCACGGGUGACAAUGGCCAGUCCAUGGACGAGAAACACUGGGGACUUUUCGAUGCUGACCGCAAGCUCAAGUUCGACGUGACCUGUUGAAACCCGAAAUAGAAUAAGUCUGAUGCUGCACCUCCAAAAGUCUGGCGCACAGUGACUUGAUCUGUUAUAUAUGUAUCUACUAUUUCUCGGGCAGCCUUUGCUGUGCUAUAUGUAUAUGUAUCGAAUCCAUGUUGAACAUCGAGGCAAGUCUUUCAAAUCUUGG
Aspergillus piperis CBS 112811 is the source of this 1204-nucleotide messenger RNA. RefSeq names its product 1,3-beta-glucanosyltransferase Bgt1 (gene bgt1). The coding region runs from base 133 to 1041 and encodes 302 amino acids. The transcript is spliced from 4 exons. Gene Ontology annotation, molecular function: glucan endo-1,3-beta-D-glucosidase activity; 1,3-beta-glucanosyltransferase activity. The record is from RefSeq and is a predicted model, not a curated record. Lineage: Eukaryota; Fungi; Ascomycota; Eurotiomycetes; Eurotiales; Aspergillaceae. Gene Ontology annotation, cellular component: fungal-type cell wall; cell surface; extracellular region. Gene Ontology annotation, biological process: carbohydrate metabolic process; cell wall organization.